Messenger RNA from Parnassius apollo (apollo), 336 nucleotides. NCBI's taxonomy places the organism in Eukaryota, Metazoa, Arthropoda, Insecta, Lepidoptera, Papilionidae. The record is from the annotation of a GenBank genome assembly.
AUGGGUCGUAUCAGCAUCGAUUACCAGCGCGUCCAUGUUGCUGGUUUCUCGCCGUUCCUCCAGUGCCACAGGUGCCUGCAGUUCGGCCAUACAAAACUAAGGUGCACUGCGGACCAAAGCUUCUGCUCACAUUGUGCGAGCAUAGAGCACGAUGUGAGCAAUUGUCCUAACAAGGAUAAGACCGAAAGCGCAAAAUGCCUAAACUGCCACACACACAAUAUGCGUUUCAACACUAAACUGGACACUAAACACACGGCUAACUCCAACACCUGCCCAAGUUUGCGAGCCAUGAGGGAGAAGAUAAAUAAUCGUGUCGACUAUGGAUACACACAGUAA